This is a messenger RNA of Ectocarpus sp. CCAP 1310/34, 1694 nucleotides long. The record is from the annotation of a GenBank genome assembly. Lineage: Eukaryota; Phaeophyceae; Ectocarpales; Ectocarpaceae.
ACAUAUGUACCCGUGCCCAGAUCUAGCUAUCCCACGCACACACGUUACGGCUGGCUUGCCAGAGGGUUCGACCGAAACGGAAAGCUGACUCACGUGGCGCGCCAUACCAGACGCUAUAAGUCUAGGAGGAACAGCUCCAGGCCAUGGCACUCCUUCAAUCCAUGGACUUGGAGCAGCAAGGCAGUGUCAUAGCAGCACAUACCACAUCAUCACAGGAACAAGGAGCAGCUCUCGCCCAGCAGCAAGAACAACGGCAAGAACAGCAAAAGCAGGAGCAGGAGCGGGAUUCCCCCAUCCGGCGAGCCGGCACUCCCUGCCCCGCAGCGCUGCGAUGGCGGCGGCAGCAACAAGACGGCAGCAUUGGAAGAUUGAUUUUGCUACCAGACCGGGCCGAGACGAGCCGCCGGUUCAUCCCGUUGGAGCCAGGGACAACAACAGUCGUGGGGAGAUGCAAAAAGUCGGGCAUCAGGGACCAUCACGUCAGUCGUCGACACGUGGAGAUCACCGCGCCGGAGGAGGGGGAUGAAGGAUUCGCACAAGGGCACUGCCGCAUCAAGUACAUCGGGCGUAACUGCCGCGUCGUGUUGAUCGGUGGAAUUUUGCUGAAGUCGGGGCAAGAAGUUCCGGCCGCCCCUGGCACGAGAGUUGUCCUCAACUACAAUAAUAAGGGCCUCCCACGCUACUCGUACACGCUCCUCCCCGCGAACAACCUGCCCGCAACGACGCCAAGGACAGCACACUGCUCAGUGGGAAUGGGCGCGGCGGGAGCGGGCGAUGGCCGUCCUUGGCGAGGCGGACCUGUCUCGUCUUCUCACCGCUUGGGUGAUAGUGAUAUGGAAAUGGGGUCCGGGCGUAAACAACCAUUUCAUGGCGAUGCCCACCUCCAUGCCUACAACCGUCCUUCUCGAUACUCCACGAUCGCAUCGAAGCAGCAGCGUCCACGACCAGGGGGGCGGUUUCGCAAGGAGGCUCAGGAGAAGCUCCAGAAAGAGCGAGACGAGAUUUUCAGCAAGUUUGCGGACCUCAAGUUCUUGUAACGCUUAAGUAUAGUUUUCCCAUUGUGUUUGGUUACAUGGGUGCGCUGCUGUGGGAUGGGCAGGUCUUGGUCCGAUUGUUGUGUGCUUUUUUUUCGUUGAAUGAAUGGAUAAGAGCGAUGGUGGCCGGUGGCGGGCUUGCAGAUGCGGUAGACGCGACGGUGAACGCCAGCGGACGGCGUUGAUGGUGUGAGAGAGGGUGAUACCCUGUAUGGGAAAGACGAUACUAUAUAUUGGACCGCAGCCGUGUUGGUUCUUCCGCCAUCGCGGCAAUGUUUAGUAGGAGGGCCGUCGAGGGAAGGAGCAGCUCAGCGGUGGGAUGCACAGGACGGCCACGUUGCCGUCUUGAAUCAAAAACAAGAGAGUCAAAAUGCAUCUGGCUUGUUGCACCCCCAGUACGGUAUGGCAACGACAUGAUCCGUUCGUUUCGGAGAGGAGCCAAGACACGGAGAGAAGAAAUCUCAACCUCAGUUUUUCUUCAACCCAACGCGUAUGAUGAGAAACCUUCGACAUGAUAGUGUGUUUUCAUCGUUUGUGGCAAGGCGCCGGCCACAUGUAGCACUCAGCAAACAACGCAAGCGUAUGUGGCCGGGUGCUGCGCACCUAGGGGUAGUUGCGGCGGUAGUUUGUUGUUGCUUUCAUGAGAUUCCGCGAGACUCC